UUUAGGAAACACACCGGUGAAAAGCCCUACAUGUGUGGGGAGUGUGGAUACAGGACAGCUGACAGAUCAGCGUUAUCCCGACAUAUGAAAACUCAUACUGGAGAAAAACCCUACAAUUGUGACCAAUGUGAUUUUUCUGCCGCAAUAAAACACAAUUUAGUAAGGCACCUUCGAAGGCACACCGGUAAAAAGCCCUACAUGUGUGGGGAGUGUGGAUACAGGGCAGCUGACAGGUCAACGUUAUCAAAACAUAUGACAAAGCAUACAGGAGAAAAACCCUUCAAGUGUGAUCAGUGUAAUUAUUCUGCAGCACAGAAAGUACAUUUAGACGAACCUCUAACAAGACACACAGGUGAGAAGCCCUACAUGUGUGACCAGUGUGACUAUUCUGCAGCGCAAAAACAAAGUUUUGACACACACCUCAGAAAACACACCGGUGUGAAGCCCUACUUGUGUGAAAAGUGUGGAUACAUGACAGCUGACAGGACAACGCUUUCAAGACAUUUAAAAACUCAUACUGGAGAAAAACCCUACAAGUGUGACCAGUGUGACUAUUCUGCCGCAAACAAGUCCUAUUUGGUCGGACACAUUAGGAUGCACACUGGUGAGAAGCCGUACAUGUGUGGGGAGUGUGGAUACAGGACGGCUUCCAGAUCAAGUAAUUUAGUCAGACAUCUUAGAAAACACACCGGUGAGAAACCCUUCAUGUGUGCGGAGUGUGGAUACAGAUCAGCUGUCAAAUCAGUGUUGGCUCAACAUAUGAGUACUCAUACAGGAGAAAAACCCUACAAUUGUGACCAGUGUGACUAUUCUGCAGCACGGAAAUCAUGUUUAGACCUACACCUAGCAAAACACACUGGUGAGAAGCCCUACAUGUGUGGGGAGUGUGCUUACAGGACAGCUGACAGAUCAAUGUUAUCCCGACAUAUGAAAAGUCACACCGGUGAGAAGCCCUACAUGUGUGGGGAGUGUGGGUACAGGACAGCUGCAAGAUCAGGGUUAUCCCGACAUAUGAGAACUCAUACAGGAGAAAAACCCCACAAGUGUGACCAGUGUGACUAUUCUGCAGCACGGAAAUCAUGUUUAGACCUACAUCUUAGGAGGCACACCGGUGACAAACCUUACAUGUGUGAAAAGUGUGGAUACAGAACAGCUGAGAGAUCAAG
Molecule: messenger RNA, 1166 nt
Organism: Branchiostoma belcheri (Belcher's lancelet)
Lineage: Eukaryota; Metazoa; Chordata; Leptocardii; Amphioxiformes; Branchiostomatidae
Product: zinc finger protein 135-like
Exons: 4
Biological process (GO): regulation of transcription by RNA polymerase II
Cellular component (GO): nucleus
Molecular function (GO): DNA-binding transcription factor activity, RNA polymerase II-specific; RNA polymerase II transcription regulatory region sequence-specific DNA binding
Source: RefSeq, a predicted model, not a curated record